AUGGACCGUCUCCCCAGUGAGAUCCUACUUGCGAUCGCAGCUAAUUUGGACGCCUCAUGCGAUAUCAACGCGCUAGCUCAAGCAAACCGCCGUUUCUUCAAUACCCUAAACAACCAUCUUUAUCGACACGAUGCACUCGAAGAUAACCUGGAAGCCCUUUCUUGGGCGGCGCAGAGUGGGGUCGUCGCAACCGCCCAGAUGUCAAUAACUGCUAGCCGGGCAAUUGAUGAUGUUAGCGAGCGACUAUUCGCUAUCAACCAUGCCCUGUACGAUGCCGUCGCGAACCAGCAUAUUGACGUCAUCUCCUGCAUUCUUCAUGUAGAUGGCGCUGAUCCAAAUAUCCAGAAUCAUUUUCGCCCAUCGACUGCUAUGGGUAUAGCCGCGCGUGAAGGCUAUACGGAAAUUAUCAAGGUCCUAUUAUCGGCCAAAGAUACACAUCCGCACCCCAAAGACCCAUUAAUCCCAUCACCUCUGUCCAUAGCGGCUUACUGGGGCUUUGUCGAUAUUGUGAAACUGUUGUUAGAAGUAACGGGAAUAGAUGUCGACUCCCAUGACUCGAAAAACCGCACACCGCUCUUCUAUGCCGUCUUGUCAGACUCACCUUCACCUGAAAUAGUAUCGUGUUUCCUAAACUGCAGCAACUUCAAUGUCGAUGUCAAUGUGGAGGACAGGUCACCGGCUAUGCACACCCGACACGCCGGCAGGACGCCGCUGAUUGUCGCGUCACAAUUCAAAUCCGCCGAUAUGGUUAAUCUCCUCCUCACGGCACCGGGAAUCGAUGUCAAUCACGCUGACCAGUAUGGGAAGACCGCAUUGCACUUCGCAGCCGAACUUGGCACAGAGGAUAUUGUUCGCGCUUUAUUGCAUAACCACGCUGAUCCUGAUCCAAAGGAUAAUGAGAAUGAGACCCCUCUCUUUCUCGCGGCGAAAAAUGGAUCAGUGCCAGUUGUCAAGAUGCUACAUGAAGCCGGUGCUGAUCCCAAUCACAUUUGCGAUAGUGGAGCACAUGCACUAGGUGCAGCCCGGACGGAGGGCUAUGGAGAAGUUGCGCGGGUCCUUCGCAACUUUGACCGACUUGAUUUGAAUUGUCUUAGUCCAGUCCCUCGGAAUUGGAAUAGUUCCCGUGGUAAGAUGUGGAGUGAAAGAUCCAAGAGAAAUCCUGACGAGCGUCCAUGA
Molecule: messenger RNA, 1176 nt
Organism: Penicillium manginii
Lineage: Eukaryota; Fungi; Ascomycota; Eurotiomycetes; Eurotiales; Aspergillaceae
Exons: 1
Coding region: 1-1176 (391 amino acids)
Molecular function (GO): protein binding
Source: RefSeq, a predicted model, not a curated record